AUGGACGACUCGUUGGCCGCAAUGGCGAGAGCGAUGGAGCACGAUAUCCCUCUAGAGGAGAAAGAUGAGGGCGGACGGCGCAAUGACGAUGGCCCUGAACGCUUCGGUGACAACGAGCAACGCAACGAGGACGGCCCUGGUGGUCAGAUGGAGAAUGACGAAGAGAUGGAGGAAGCGCGUCGAGAUAAAGAAGACAUCGAUCGACGGUAUCGAGAGAGCAGACGACGACGCACUCGUUCCCUCAUCGGCUCCGACAUCUUCGGCACUCCACCUCCGGCACGCCACAACAAUGACCGUCGAAGUCAAAGCCCCCGUCGUGAGCCGCCCGCGUGCGAUGAAAGAGAAAUCGAGUUCAUCCUUUCCUCCGACUCCUCCUCAGAAGACCCUGACGACAAAGACAUCCAAGCGUUUCCCGGUCGUCGCCACCGACGCCGGCAGUCCGUAGUCCGAAGAAGCCCGCCUGACUGGAAUGACGAUGCCGAUGAGCUCGGUCUAGAGGGCGAUGCUCUCCAGAAUGUCAUGGCCCCAGCCGCUCGCCGAGGUCGCGGUUCUGCCCGUCCCUUCCCGUCAGCCGAUGCUGCUAUCCGAGGGGCCGCACAGCGUGUCACCAGCGGCGCCCAGUCUUCCCUUAGUCGUGCCAGGGCAUUCUUCACCGAGGCACAGCGCCAACAAGCUGCCGAUUCCGCCGCCGCUACCACGCGAGAGACGCUAGAGGGCUUCCUUGCCCCCCCGUCACUCAGCGAGGAAGAGCUCGUGGUGGUGCUGGUCGUGGUGCUCACGGGCGUGGUCGUCCUCGCGGUUCGCGCGGGUCGGGAAGGCGUUCCUGAGUCUGCAAAGUGUUGUGUUAUGUUUCGGUGUUUGUGUUGUCCGAGUCGUGUUACAUGGACUAUUGACUUUUUUUAA
Colletotrichum karsti is the source of this 903-nucleotide messenger RNA. RefSeq lists its product as uncharacterized. Lineage: Eukaryota; Fungi; Ascomycota; Sordariomycetes; Glomerellales; Glomerellaceae. The transcript has a single exon. Bases 1 to 903 code for a protein of 300 amino acids. The record is from RefSeq and is a predicted model, not a curated record.